Molecule: messenger RNA, 664 nt
Organism: Sorghum bicolor (sorghum)
Lineage: Eukaryota; Viridiplantae; Streptophyta; Magnoliopsida; Poales; Poaceae
Exons: 2
Coding region: 45-560 (171 amino acids)
Source: RefSeq, a predicted model, not a curated record
UCUUCUUCUCUCCCUCCAGCACACAGUUCCAAGCAGUAGCAACAAUGUCAGAAAGCAUGUCAUUCCACGCAGGAGGACUGUUCGCGACCAGGGUCCCAUACAACCCAGAGACUUGUGUUGGUCUCAAGGCAGCCCUCGUGGAGCCCGCGUCGGCGCAUCUCCAUGUGGCCGAGCCCGUUCGCCGCAGUGCCCGCAGCAUCACCAUGGCGACGAUGAGAACCGACCGAUGCAGCAAUGGCUGCACUUGCAAUACCCCCUUCUGCAUGAUGACCACCACCCCUUCCUGCGUCGACGAUUAUUCUCUCUUAUUUUGCAAGCUCUGCGACCGCCGCAUGGAUGACUGCACCAUCUACAUGUACAUGAGCAUGGGGUUCUGCACGGAAGAGUGCAGGAAUGAGUAUUUCCUGGAGUACAGGUAUAGGGUCGCCAUGGCCAUGGAGGCCGAGAGCAGGAGGACCAGGAGCGAGGCAAGGAAGAAGGCGCCGGUGGCGGAAGGUGAAGCAGCUAUCGGCUACAGGAGCAUCUUCUUCACUUGUACCGAGGUCGAGUCGUUCCUUUAGGCUUAGCUUGAAACAACCAUAUCAGCUUGUUGCAAGCUAAUAAAGUGCCAGCUCUAGUCAAAUUUCUGUGACCUCAUGUAAAACGAGUUCGGUGAGAUUUAAUG